AUAUAUCACAAUACGUGAAAGAGGUUCUUACUUGUAUAGACAGAGAAGUUUGUAAUAAGUUGUUGAUCUGAAACAAUAGCGUACUGAGUUAGUAACAACAAUGACAGAAAAUCAGAGGAUACAUCCAGUUGUGGACAUGGAAGCACCACCAGCAGCCCGUCCUGCAGUGCCACGAGGCUCAUUUAAAUCAGAAAAAGGCGAUACAUCGCAGCUUCAGCAGCCAAUAAUUAACCAGCCAUUUACACGUACUGUUCCUGUAAUGUAUCCAAGACCACAUAAUAAGAAGAGAAGUUGCUUUUGCAAAUGCAUUUGCUGGACAAUUAGCCUUAUCAUACUCCUACUCAUCAUAAUUGCAACAAUUGGUGGCAUUCUUUACCUUGUUUUCAAACCAAAGAUACCUCAGUACUCUGUAGAUAACCUCAGAAUAUCAGACUUGAGGCUCAAUUUUGACAUGAGCCUAUACGCUAGAUUUAAUGUAAGAAUCACUGCUGUGAAUCCCAACAAGAAAAUUGGAAUAUACUAUGAGAAAGGAAGUCGUUUGAGCGUGUGGUACAAGAAUACACAGCUAUGUGAAGGGUCUAUUCCAAAGUUCUAUCAAGGUCAUCAGAAUAGAACAGUACUCGACGUGGCCUUAACUGGGCAAUCACAAUAUGGUAAUACGUUGAUGUCUGCAAUUCAAGAGGCAGCACAAACUGGAAGAAUACCAUUAGAUCUUAAGAUUAAAGUCCCAGUUAGUGUUAAACUUGGGAAGCUCAAGUUGAGAAAGGUGAAGAUAUUAGGAGAUUGCUUGCUAAUUGUGGAUAGCCUCUCUGCUAAUAGUUUGGUCCGUAUUAAGGCGAGUACUUGUAAGUUUGGGUUGAAGCUCUAAAAAUUUCUGCAUUGUAUUCUACAUAUUUGUUCUUUACAUAGAUUUUUAGUUCUGUUAUUUUGUAUUUUAUUAUUUUUGGGAUCUCUACACAUGUCUGUGAGACGAUUUUGUACAUGGACAUUAGGAGAAUUCUAUCACAUUCAUCUGCAUACUAUCAUUUAUGUUUGUUUCUCUA
Messenger RNA from Nicotiana tabacum (common tobacco), 1043 nucleotides. Its product is annotated as NDR1/HIN1-like protein 6. Lineage: Eukaryota; Viridiplantae; Streptophyta; Magnoliopsida; Solanales; Solanaceae. The record is from RefSeq and is a predicted model, not a curated record. Gene Ontology annotation, cellular component: plasma membrane. Gene Ontology annotation, biological process: defense response to other organism.